CAAAUGAACAAAGGAGGAGAGGAGAGGAGAGACCACACAUGCACAGUUUAGCAUUAGGAAUUUCAUCCACAUAAGGACUUUGCUCCACCUCAGCUGGCUCUGCUCCUAUUAAGGUGAUGAGCUCGCUGCCACUCACCCGGGUUGCAGCUAACUCUUCUCUGUCCGUACUUGUGGAUACAAAGGCUGUGCUCCUUUGUCCUCCUGACAACUCCACAGCUUUGCUGGUAACAUGGACAAUAAGCCCCAGAGACCAGCCUCCCUGCACUAGAGCCCACAGGAGAGACAACAAUGAGACCAGUGAAAGAAACUGUACUGAUGCGAGAAUAUCCUGGGAGUCCAGACCUGAUCAGAAUCCUUCCCUUCAGAUUGACCCCGUGGCCCUCACUCAUGAUGGAUGUUACAGGUGUGAAGUGGCUGCAGCUGAUGGGCUUUUUGGUCAUACAUAUUACCUCCAAGUGUUAGUGCCCCCCAAGGUGACCCUGUUUCAAGGCAGCAAUGGAACUGUCGUGUGCAGGGCAGCUGCAGGGAAGCCAUCUGCACAGAUCUUCUGGACCCCAGAGGGAGAUUGUCACACUGAGGAAGAACCCCUGGGCAAUGGUACAGUGACCGUCCAGAGUACAUGCCACUGGGAGGACCUCCAGGUGUCUAAUGUGUCCUGCUCUGUCUCCCAUGUGACUGGCAACCAGAGUCUGUUCUUACACCUGAAAACAGGUGACCAGUUAUCACUAAACUCUACUUUUUAUAUAACCUCCUUUUUUUGGUUUGCCUUCGUUUUGGUUGCCUUGAUCGUUGUGGGAUCCAUUGGGCUUUGGAAAACCCAUUGCUGCAGAAAAUGCAAAUUAAAAAAAACAGCAGCUACUUCAGUUGUUGAGGAGGAAGAAAUGCAACCUUAUGCCAGCUACACAGAGAAGAACAAUCCACUCUAUGAUACUGUGAGCAUGAAGUGGUCUCAGGUGUUACAAAGUAAAAUUGAUAGACUGUAUCUCCAUACUUCAUAAGUUAUUGGAGCAGCAGAACAAAUGAGUAAAUAUAAGGCAGAGCUACUAUUUUGAUUUUCUUAGAGCUCUAUUAUGGAAAACCCAUUUUGGAAUUAGCUUUUCAAGGAUUAUGAGAAGAUAGAGAUUUUUAAAGAAUUUGGAUACAUAUCCUUUUGUAAUUGAAAUUUUAGAAUAUUAGCUGCUAUUAGCUAGUUCUCUGAAGAACUGAUAUUAUUACAAAGAAAGCAAAUGCUCAUGAUAAAAUACUCAAAUUGUUUAGUGUAAUAGAUAAUGAAAACUGAGUUUCCUCUAGAAAGAACUCUGUAGAAGAAACAAUCAACAUAUUUUAUGUAUUCUUCCUGAAAAUUUUAUGUACAUACAUCUGUACACCCAAGGUAUGGGUGUAUAUUCAUAGAUCUAUUUACAUAUAUAUACACAUAUCCUUGCUAAGACACAAAUGGGAACAUAUCAUGAUGUUCUUCUGCACUUAUAGAAAGCUAAUAAUAUGAUAGGUCUUGGAGAUCUUUUAUAUCAAAGAAGCAGAGCUACCUCAUUCUUUUUAAUGGUUAUAAAAUUCCAUUGUAUGGUUAUGUCAUAAUUUAAUUAAUCAAAGUCCUAGUGAUAGACAUUUAGAUUCCUUUAAGUUUUAUUUGUUUGUUUCAGUAUUAUAAGCAAUACCACAUAGAACGUUUCUUGUAGAAAGAUCUCUUUGUAUUUGUUUAAGUAUAUUUAUAGAAUAAAUAUAAUGGAAUUUCAGGUCAAAAGGGUUUGUGCAUUUUUUUUUAUUGCAUUGAUAUGUUAAAUUGUAUCAAUUUACAUUCCCUUCAAACGUGUUUGAAUGUGCCUUUCCAUAUACUGUUAUUUUAGUAUCUACAAAUUCCCACUUCUUGUUUUUAAUCAGUUAACUAAUGUAAUAUAUGAUUAUAAUAAAAAUUACACUGUUUGACAAAAUUGAAUUUAUGUUUUUCUGUCAUGAAAGAAAGCAGGAAUAAGAGAGAGGGAACACAUGUGAGGAAUUACUUUCUGAACUCAUAUCUCAAUAGAAAUUGAUAGCUAAUGCCUAAUAGUUUCUAAAGAUGUGAUAAAUUGAAAUUGUGUAUUUUCCUGAUGUACAUUUUAUUGUGAGGUGUUUAGCAAAUAAUCAAUGUUCAUUGAGCAUAUAAGCAGCUAAAUAUGCAUUAUGAAGAACUUGAAUAUCCAUAGAAUUUGGUGUCUGUGCUAAGAGAAUGGCCAAGGGAUGACAUGACUCUUGCCUUCAAUUUUUCUGUGGAAUACAGUAUUAAUAAUGUGGAGGUGGGUAUUAAGGAGGGCAUGUAUUACAUGGAGCACUGGGUGUGGGGCAUAAACAAUGA
Molecule: messenger RNA, 2329 nt
Organism: Mustela erminea (ermine)
Lineage: Eukaryota; Metazoa; Chordata; Mammalia; Carnivora; Mustelidae
Gene: CD200R1
Product: CD200 receptor 1
Biological process (GO): regulation of neuroinflammatory response
Cellular component (GO): external side of plasma membrane
Molecular function (GO): signaling receptor activity
Source: RefSeq, a predicted model, not a curated record